AUGCUUUUCUUACCAAUACCCCUAUGCCUAUGUUGCAUUAAAGAACUCUCUCUGCCACUAGCGUACACUCCCCAGGUCAAUUCUCCCGUUACCGAGGACUCCUUUAGAUGGUCGAGUAUGUUAAAGCGCCGCUCCGAGCGAACAGCCAGUCCUGAGUGUGCUGAGGGGAAGCUUCAGGAAAUGCGCCUAUCUUCUUGCCAGAGGAAAAAUGAAGCAUCAAAUUAUCAUUUUCAAGGCAACAACGAUAUAGCAGAAGCCCUUUCCUCAAAAAAGAGCGGGUCAAGUAUGGAGGAUGAUGGAUCAGCUAGGAAACCGGAUACUUCUGAAAGCCUAACGUGUUUGUUGCUAGGCGUUCGCGAAGCAAAACAGGCAAAAAUGGCUGGCAUUGAAGAGCCACUUACACCAGGGUUGAACAGGCUGGAUAGGCCUUGCAGCACCUGGGUGGCUAAAAGUAAAACUUCAAAGUCGCAAAAUAAUAACUGUGAAGUUAACAACACAAACGGGGACAUGAUCUCUAAUAAGCCCAUGAUACAGGGUGCCAUAGAAGUAGAAUCAUUUGGUAAAAUGACCGUUCUGGUGGCUGCUUCUAAACCCGCCUCAACUGAUGCAAUAGAUCAGGAUUGCGAGUGCUCUGCAGCGAGAGAAAAUGAGAAAAAUAUGACCGAUUUCGAAACUGGGGCGAAGAUGGAUCGGGACUACCGAAAAGCAUACAAUAUUGGAGUGAGUGAAUCGCUGGGGAGACGCGUGGAUGAAUUAAUGACUGAUGAAAAGGACACUCUGGAGGAGCAUGGCGAAUGGAGCCAAUUUUGGGAACUCGAUGAGGACCAAAAUGGUGAAGUUUUACCUGAGAUUGGGCGCUGGCCGCUGGAACACGUUCGAGCUCUGGCCAGGCUGGUUCAAAAGCUCACAAAAGAAGGUAAUUAA
Molecule: messenger RNA, 924 nt
Organism: Protopolystoma xenopodis
Lineage: Eukaryota; Metazoa; Platyhelminthes; Monogenea; Polystomatidea; Polystomatidae
Source: the annotation of a GenBank genome assembly